Molecule: messenger RNA, 3358 nt
Organism: Periophthalmus magnuspinnatus
Lineage: Eukaryota; Metazoa; Chordata; Actinopteri; Gobiiformes; Gobiidae
Gene: cfap92
Product: cilia and flagella associated protein 92 (putative)
Exons: 17
Coding region: 230-3358 (1042 amino acids)
Source: RefSeq, a predicted model, not a curated record
AGGUGUGUAAACUUUACUCAUUCAUUCAAGUUCGACCUACAUGUACGUUUUGUACUCGAAAGGAGCGAGUUGGACACGAGCCUUUUCCACGGUAUGAACACUUCUCUAGUGAGGAGAGAGUGCAAAAGAGAGUUAUGAGUCACGUGACAUGUUUCUAUGACGACGCGUUACACUGAACUUCAACUGAUCAGAUUUGACUGAAGAUACCAGGAUCUGGACAAAUAAAUAGAUGGAUCCUUCUUCUGAGCUGGUGGAAAUAGAGGAAAAGGGUGAAAUGCCUCAUGACGACAUUUCAGAGGAUGUUUUAUCUCUCAGUAAAGAAACGUGUGAGGACGACGAUCCGUACGACGUGACAUGGACAAUACACAUGGCUCUAGCUGUUCCACCAGAGGAGGGUGAGGUCUGCACAGAGCACAAGAGAGGACAGAAAAAAGCCCACCCUGAUCGAGGCUGCUACCACAUUGAGUACAAGCUGCUGCCAGGUGACACAGAGACGGUCAAACUCGACCUUUUGUUAUUUGGACCUGUGGCAAAACUAUACAAAGAAGAAGGAUCCAAGAUUCUACCAACCUGGACUGAAGGAGGUCAAACGUGGGUCGGAUGGAGCCAGGAUUUCACCGUGAAAGUCGACAGAAGUUUGAUCACUCAGUUACUUCACCAUAAGGUCACUGUCCACAUGUGGAACCACAGGGACAAACUGCUCAGCCCGGCGCGAUCUGAACGGCACAGGGCCCUGAGACUGACCCAGGACCUGACCGAUGACCCGCAGACGAGUGAUGAUGUGAAGUCCAUCGUUACAAAAGUGAGAUCUUUAUGUCCAAAGACGGUUUCCAAGGAGCAGCUCUUUCGUUCUGUUUCAAAGCUGGAAAUCAAAGAUAAGAGCCUGACACUCGUCCAAACAGCGACAGACGGUGUGUGUGACCCUGGGGUUGAAGUCGAUUUGGCAUCAGUUCAGUUCAGUCCUGUACCUUUUUUGGCAGGUGAAGAGUCUUUGACAGAAUGGGCUUUGGUUGGUUCCUGUUGUGUUAACGAGUGUAUGAUCCACAUCUCCCUCCACAAACCUCUGCUGUCGGAUCAUUUAAAAGCUGAACUCAACCCUCUGGCCAUUACUAUUGUUUCAGCCUCCUCAAUGCCAUCUUCCCCCGUGCCUUUUCAUGUCUUAGAGGAGAAAUGCAUUCCUGUGUACUGCCAAUAUCAAUUCCACAAUCUCAAAAAGCACAGGACCAGCUACGAAAAACACGGCGACAAAAUUUAUUUCAGAGACGUCAAUGUAAUCUUUACCGGUUUAUUGAAUCCGCGGGAUCUCCAUGAGUUCCUGUCAGGACCACCGAUGAAGAUAGAGAUUCACGACCGUGACAGGAGGCGAGAUGAUAAAACCCCAGUUGGGCUCAGCUGUGGUUUCAAUGGUAUUUCCACUGGUGCAACUUCGAAACGGAAGAACGAUUUUAAUUAUCACGGUGUUGCAAACCUUAAUUUAUCACCGCUGCUGCUUGGGACAACAAAUUUUAAAGUUUGUCUACCAAUUAAAAGCUGCACGUUGCCUCCAGAUUUGGACAAGACUCGGGAUCUGUCAGUUCUACCAGGCCAUUACAUUGAUGCAAAUUCAGUUCUCAAAGCUAGAAUUAAACUAGCUUGCCCUCUUAACUUCUCUAAAAAUAAUAAUGGAAGCACAUCAGAAGCUCUGUUUGGACGUGUAAUCUAUAUUUUUCACCGUAAUAACUUCGCUGUGAUGGACAAACUGAGACUGGAGAUCUUGAAGACCAAUGCAGACGCGUUUCAGUUGGACUCUUACGCUCUGGAAAACACCGAAAACGCAUUAUCAAACUACACCACCAGCUUUAAACGCAGCCCCGAUCUGGAUUUCGUUACUGGAUUCCAUUUGGUAGAUAAGAAAACACAAAUCGUUGCAGUUGAAGGCCUCAGACGUAAAGCGGUGAAGAGACUCCGGGAAUCUGUGGCUAUGAAGCUAAGUGGGAGUAAGGAGGAGCAGGUGAUUGCGCUCUACACGUCAAGUCUGGCUUUCUUCAAACGCAUCUAUGACUCACUGGAUCUCAGCCUGACGCCGAUCGUUCUCCCCGAGUCGCUGGAGACGAUCCUGAUGGAGCCACUCGUCUAUGUUAAAGGCACGAUUCCCCCGCUGUGUUUGCAAGGUUUAUUAAGGCUACAACAGCUCCGCCAGGCGAGGUCCCUCACAGAAGCGGCGCAGAACGAUCUCUUCCCCUCUGCAGAUAUGAUUCAAAGCCUGAGCAGACAAUACAAAACACCUACGCAGCAGUGGAAACGAGACCUCGGAGUGAUUAAACCGAGGAGUGAGCAGGUCCCUGUUCUUAUUAAAAGUCAAUCCACAAGUCAAACUACAGACGCUGAAGAAGAUUUCCACUGUUACGUCAAUAAACGCCACGGCACGUUCAGGAAACUUAGAGACUUUAUCCAGGAAAAUAAAAGGAAAGUGCAUGAGGACAGCGCUCGUCUACAAAGGUCGGUGAGCACUUUGAGGUUGAAGACGGACGAUGACGGACCAGCUCACAACUACAGCAUCCAGACGUUCAAUACAAAUGUGCUCAACAAGGAGUGGCUCCAACAACAAAUGGCAAAGCUGCCAGGUCGAAGGUUCACGUACAGUCAGGAGUACUACAGCGCCACUGUGGAACCAGCAGAGUACACAGUGAGCACCCCGAGCACCCCGACCGCAGACAGGCCUCCAGACCGAUGUGAGGUUCCAAUUUUAAAAGCCAAAGUUCCAUCUGCUAAAGGUGUUCACAGAUUUGUCGCGUGUUAUAAGACCUGGGACUCGGGUUUAAGCAGAUCUGAAAUGCAUCCCCAAACCCCAGAUCAAGCCCGAGUGGAAGAGUUAAGAAAGCCAUGGAGAGAGAACAUCCUGCACGGCAACAUCCUAAAGCCUCCUCUGUCCCGGGGCCCCUGGAGCUGGACUCGGCGCUCACAAGAUUUCCAACUUUAUCGUAAAGCUGCACCUUUUUUCAACACAUGGCCACUGAGCGUCCAAGUGGAUGGAGAAUCUGGGCUGGAGGAGCAGACAUUAGCAGCCAAAGCUCAGCACAGGCAGAGUGAGAGCAGCACUGGCCCAUUACCGGAGUUUAAGUGCCACAUGGCAGAAACAGACAAGUUUCACAACCUUUUAAAAGAUGAACCCCAAAAGUAUUCUCUGAGGAAACCGGGGAUGAUUUUAAAGCCUGUGCCUCAUCUGUCUGUGAUCAGCCGCUCUGGAGAUGUGACAGAUGCACAAAGGAGCGCUGCUCUGGCCCCAGGGCCCCGCAUGGACUGGAGUCUGAGCAGCAGGAACAACGCCAUCCCCAGACACAGCACAGAGUUUUACAAGUACCACUACAUGCAAGUAUAG